This is a messenger RNA of Closterium sp. Naga37s-1, 2571 nucleotides long. NCBI's taxonomy places the organism in Eukaryota, Viridiplantae, Streptophyta, Zygnematophyceae, Desmidiales, Closteriaceae. The record is from the annotation of a GenBank genome assembly.
AUGGAGGUACGAUCAAUGAAUGCUCAUUUUGCCCCAUUACUUCCUCCUCCUCCGCCAUUCGUCGCCCCUCCCCUCCCCCCUUUCCACCCCAUACGAGACUCAUGUGUUGAUUUGAUUCUUGGCUCCCUUUCGUGCGGCGGCAGAUUCAAUCCCAAGACGUUUCUCGAGACCAUGCGGAACAAGAUCGUCGCGUUUGUGGGUGAUUCGCUAAGCGACAACCUGCACGCGUCCGUCCACUGCAUCCUCUCCGCAUACACGAAAAUUGAGUUCAAGAAGUCGUGGCUAGGCGGCGCGAGGCCAGUGGGGUCGCUGCACGCGGCGCAGUACAACUUCACGCUGCUCUCCAUCAACAGCGGCUACAUCGUGCAGAGCCCGCGAUACGUGAGUCGGCCGCCAUACGCGAGUCAGAGCCCGAUUUGUGGCUUGAGCACACCUCCCUCCCUGACGUCUCCUCUCCCUCUCCGCCUUCCUCCCUCCCUGCUGCCCCCUUGCCUGCUUCCUUCUCAGUGCUUCCCUCCUCCGUUCUCCUCUCCCCCUCCCGUGCGUCCCCCCUCCAUUCUUCCCCCCGUGUUUUCUUCCUCCGUGCUCUUCCCCCGGCUGCUUUCGCCUUCCAGUUCUUCCCCUCCUGCUAACCGUACGCAGCCAUACGUGGUGAACCCCAAGUGGGCGGGCAUUCUGCCCUACACGCACUCUAUCAUUUUCAGCGCCGGCCAUUGGUUCUUCCACCCGGUAUGCCCCAUGCUCUCUGGUUCUUCCACCCGGUAUGCCCCUCCACCCGGUAUGCCCCGUGCUCUCUGGUUCUUCCACCCGGUAUGCCCCACGCUCUCUGGUUCCCCCAUUCGGUAUGCCCCGUGCUCUCUGGUUCCCCCAUUCGUAGCAAUGGCGCGCAAAGAACGGGCGAGUGCGUCCACGGCGUUAGCGGACGUGGCGUGGAUGGCGGGCGUGGCGACGUGCAUCAAGGUACUGCUGGUGCCGGCGUAUCGCAGCACGGACUUCGAGGUGCACCGCAACUGGCUGGCCAUCACGCACUCGCUGCCGCUCUCGCAGUGGUACGUGGACGCGACGAGCCAGUGGACGCUGGACUACCCGCCGCUCUUCGCCUUCUUCGAGCGCUGCCUCGCGCUGCUCGCGUGCCGCGUCGACCCGCUCAUGACCCACCUCGUUAACGGGCUCGAACACGCCAGCUACGCCACCGUGCUGUUCCAGCGCGUAUCAGUGAUGGCCACGGACUGCCUGCUGGCCGUGGCAGCGUGGCGCUGCACGCGCGGCCUGCCCUCUCGGGCGCACCGCAACGUGGCAGCGGGGGCGGUGGUGCUGUCAGCGGGGCUGCUGCUGGUGGAUCACAUGCACUUCCAGUACAACGGCAUGCUGCUUGCAAUGCUGCUACUCUCCCUCGCCCUCCUCGCCGAGGGGAGGCACGUGUGGGCGUCACUCACCUUCGCGUCUCUCUGCUGCUUCAAGCACCUCUUUGCCGUCGCUGGUCCCUUCUUCCUCGUCUUCCUCCUCCGCCACCACUGCUUCCCUCCACCCCCCGCCGCCGCUGCACCGCACACCACCACACACAACAGCUCCAAACCGCCCAGACGCAUUUCCCCUGGUGCAAAACAUCAAUCCACUUCAGCCUCGGCGCCAGGCAGCUCCAUCCCCCUCCUCACCUCGCUCGCCCGUAUAGUCACACUGGGAGCAGUGGUCGUCACAGUGCUGCUUGUUUCCUUCGCCCCCUUUAUAGUCACAAACCAGAUGCCCAACCUGAUCGCCCGUCUGUUCCCCUUCGGUCGCGGCCUCAUGCACGCGUACUGGGCGCCCAACUUCUGGGCUCUCUACACCCUCGCAGACAAGCUCCUCGCUGCUGCAUCUUCGGCAGCAGGCUUGGCAGGAGGUCCGGGAGUGGAAGGGAGGGGCGGGUGGACUCGGGGGUUAGUGGGGGAUGCAGUGGGGUUCAGUGUGGUGCCGCAGGUGACGCCGCUGGUGUCUCUACUGCUGGUGCUGGCUGCAAUGGCGCCCGUGCUGAUGCAUAUAUGGCUCCGACCCUUUGCCUACCUCUGUGGUGCUCACACUGAUGCUGCUGGCAGGGAUGGUGCUGACAGUAACGCUGGUGAGAGAGAUGGUGGCAACAAGGAUCGGAGGGAGGGUAGGGGGAGUGAGCGCCAUGGCGUGCCCACAGGGGAGCGGCGGCGGUGGAGCAUACAGGCCAUAGCAGCAGCGCUGGCGCAUGUGUUUCUGAGUGCGUUCUUACUGGGAUGGCACGUGCAUGAGAAGGCCGUGCUGCACCUCCUGCUGCCGCUCUCCCUCCUCGCCUCUGCCUCGCCCGCAUGGGCCUCUGAGUUCCUCAUUCUCGCCACCGGUGAGUGCAUGAUCGUAGCCCCUCCGUUCCUCUCUCACAUUUCAGCCCGUCAUGAUCUCUCUCACCCAUUUCCGCUCUUGCCUUCCUUUGCCUGGCGUGGCCUUGCCAUGCCUGUCUUGACGUACCUCUCCUUGCCCUGCCUGGGUGUGCCGUACCUCUGUUCUCUCGCCCAUCUUUAUGCUGUGUGUCUGCGUCAUCCUAGAACUCACCCCCUCGCUACCCUCUGA